Paramacrobiotus metropolitanus is the source of this 1137-nucleotide messenger RNA. RefSeq names its product serpin B10-like. Gene Ontology annotation, molecular function: serine-type endopeptidase inhibitor activity. Lineage: Eukaryota; Metazoa; Tardigrada; Eutardigrada; Parachela; Macrobiotidae. Bases 1 to 1137 code for a protein of 378 amino acids. The transcript is spliced from 4 exons. The record is from RefSeq and is a predicted model, not a curated record.
AUGGACACCAGCUUCGACAGCUUCAUCAGCACGUUGACCUCGGUCAAUGCCAGUUAUGCAGACCCUCCAACCUUCAGUAACCUGAUCAACAGCAACACACUGACCCUGUACAAUGCCGCCACAGCUACCGCGGCGCCGGGAAAUCUCAUGAUUUCCCCGUUUUCUAUCUUGUACGCCACCAUGCUCAUGUACAUCGGCAGCAGCGGCAACACCAAAUCCAGUCUAGACACAUCCCUGCAGUUUUCUAAAAUCUGCAACGGCGACAAGAGCGCCGCAUUGGAUGACUUUUCCCGCGCCCUCUCCACCGUGAAAUCCGUUCGCAACCCCAAAGACGCGUCCAAAUAUAUGAUUGUGUCGUUGAAGUCCCUGGCUGAGCAGAAAGAUUUUUGGGGAAAUUCCAAUCAAGCACGGACGGAAAUCAACGACCGGGUGUCCAACAGUACCGGCGGAUUGAUUAAGAAUUUAUUAUCUCCGGACAGCAUCGAUGCCAUGACGAGAGUUGUUCUAGUUAACACGGUGUACUACAACGCCACCUGGGCUAGCAAAUUUGAUAAAGAAGAUACCGAAAAACGCCCCUUCACCAAUGUAGACGAAACGGAAGCGCAAGUGGAUAUGAUGAUCAAAACGGACGCUUUCCUCUUUUCCCGUGAACGCGAUUUAAAGUUUAGCUACGCCGAACUGGAUUACUACAACAGCGAGACGUCCAUGUUGAUCGUGCUGCCGGAUAGUUCGCAGCGAUUGCAAGAUGUGGAGAAGAAGCUGACGGCGGAAGGACUGAUGAAGCUGAAAGGCCAGGGUCGCAAGCGCAAAAUGCGCAUGGUCCUGCCUAAAUUCAAAACCGAGUCGCAGUUCGAUCUGGUGCAGCUCCUGCGGAAGGCGGGUGUGGAUGAUGCUCUUAAUGGAGGUAAAGCCAACUUCGCCGAUAUGACGAGCGAGCGCGGUCUGUAUUUCGGAUCCGGUAUCCACAAGACAUUCAUCAAUGUGGUCGAACAAGGAACGGUGGCUACGGCUGCAUCGGUAUUAUCCGGAGCGCGCUCGGGACCCAUGGAGUUUGCUGCCGAUCGUCCUUUCUUGUACGCGAUUCGCCAUAAUCCCAGUAACUGUCUGUUGUUUAUUGGUAAAGUUGAAAAAUUCUAA